Messenger RNA from Diospyros lotus (date-plum), 909 nucleotides. RefSeq lists its product as uncharacterized. Gene Ontology annotation, molecular function: nucleic acid binding; zinc ion binding. The record is from RefSeq and is a predicted model, not a curated record. The coding region runs from base 1 to 909 and encodes 302 amino acids. The transcript is spliced from 3 exons. Lineage: Eukaryota; Viridiplantae; Streptophyta; Magnoliopsida; Ericales; Ebenaceae.
AUGAGUUGGAAUUCAGGUUCCAGAAAGGGAUCAGGAGGUGUUCUAGUGUGUAAGACUUGUAGCAUAAAGCAUCGGGGACAGUGCAGGGUAGCUCAGGGGAAUGUGUGCUAUCAUUGUGGGCAGUCAGGUCAUGUGCAGAAAGAUUGUCCACGUAGAUCUACAGUUGCAUUGAGUCAGAGGAUUGUUUGUUAUCGUUGUGGCUACCCAGGUCACAAGUCUAAUGUGUGUACCCAGCCAACAUCAGUGGAUGGAUCAAAGAUUGGAGGAUCAAGUCAAAUGCCAACCUUGAGAUCAGCCACUACCAGGGGGCAAGGAGCAACUCAGCGACCUUCCACUACUGACAGACCUCAAGUAGUGGGUAAAGUAUUUAAACUAACAACGGCAGAAGCUAAGAGAGGCAAUGAGACAGUGCAAGGCUCUACGCACUCCUUCAUCGCAUCACAUGUUUUGCAUCUAGUCCCUAUUGUUAGUUUCCCUCUAUCAUUUGUUUUGUCUAUCACAACACCAAGCAGUAGUAUGUUACUAGGGGAUGUAGUGAUGAAAGACCGUGAGAUUGUGGUUCAUGAUCGAGUAUUGCUAGGGGAUUUUGUGGUGCUAGCUAUUCAAGAUUUUGAUCUUUUGUUAGGCAUGGACUGGCUAUUUCGCCAUUAUGCUAAGUUAGAGAUUGUAUACAGGGGAGUUAAGCUGAUUGUGGCAACGCCGAUGAUCUCAGUGAUGCGAGCAGAGAAGCUAAUUCGACAAGGGAGUGAGGCAUACUUAGUUUUUGUGACAGUUACUCCUAUGGAGAGGAAGGAGUUGGUUGACUUUCCUAUUUUUUGGGAUUUCCCUGACAUGUUUCCUGAUGAAUUACCUGGUUUGCCACCUCACUGGGAGAUUGAUUUUACUAUUGAGUUGUUGUCAGACACGUAG